Penicillium nucicola is the source of this 1617-nucleotide messenger RNA. RefSeq lists its product as uncharacterized. The record is from RefSeq and is a predicted model, not a curated record. Bases 1 to 1617 code for a protein of 538 amino acids. Lineage: Eukaryota; Fungi; Ascomycota; Eurotiomycetes; Eurotiales; Aspergillaceae. The transcript has 2 exons.
AUGGCAAACCAUGAUGAGUUAUCCAAGGAGCUUGAGAGGCUGUAUUGCCCACCUAUUGAUCCAGCUCUAUUCAUGGCGAUUCUCAUGGAUUAUGAUUUGGCAGUGCCUGCUGAGGUUCGAUCACUACGCGAAAUCCUGAAUGCACUGAAGACGUCUGCUCUGGAUCAAGAAAACCUACCUUUCGAUCCCUCUGGGACGACCAAGACCCACAGCCUCAGUGUCGCAAACCUCCCUGAAAGUUUGAGCUGGCCAUCGCUUGAACAUCUUGAUCUGAAUGAUGGGGAUGAGAACAACGUCAACGAAAAUCUCAACGGGUUCGAUUCACGUCUUGGAUACACAUUUAUUGGCAUGACAUCGGAUGACAAAAUCUACAACUUGAUGUGCAUGUUCCCAAGUAUCCCCCGUCACCAUGCUGCUCGCAUUCUAAAGGAUUGCCACGAUGAGCUCAGCCGUGCAAUGGAUGUUCUCCUGAACCUUGCAUUCAUUGAUGAGACUCAAAUUGCCCAUGGCUCCACGCAAGAGACUCCGGCAGAGGCUGCUGCCAACCGCCAAACCUUGUUACCUAAAUCAAUUGAUGGUUUCCAAGCCGAUGAGAACCAGUCAAAAAAAUCGAACAAAAAGAACAAGAAGAAAAAUAGUCAGAAACUGCAUCGCGACGCACCGUUAUCCCGCGGUAGCAACACCCCCUCCGUCAACAAAUGGGAGACAGGCAAAAAAGACAUCGACUUCAUCUCCACGCGGGCCUCCACUCUUGUGCGGGAAAAUGUCGCCUCCACCUAUCAUGGCAAUUCGAUGUCGCUCUGUGCAACUAUUAGAGCGCUUGCAAUCGCUUACGCACCAAGGCACAUGAAGGAACUUGACGCUGAUGAUGCUAUCAUCUCCUAUGUCGCGGAGCUCUCUCACAAGUAUGCGACCAUUCCCGAAACAACUUUGGUCGGCCUGAUUCGCAUCGCAAACAAUGAGCUCAAAGCCGCAGAUGAACUGGCCGAGGCCUUAGCUCGGGGGCCUAUUCUCAACUCACUGUCAGACAUCAUUAUGUUCACUUCAGCCCCAGUGGACCUUGAGUCAGAGGAGAAUGCCGUGACUGAGUCCUCUGAGGGAACGGUUGAAUCCUCAUCUGACAUGGACUACGGGCAGGCUGCCGCAGCGGCAAACGCCCACUUUGCGCAGCGGUCGAACGCCUUGGCGCAGGCAUCUCAAGCGGCCCGCCGUGCCCGAUCCAAUCCCCUAUACAACGGGGCGUCCGCAUAUUAUCGGGAAGUUGGAAAUGAACAGCGCCAGCUGGCGCUGCGUCACCAAGCUACCGCCUCUGACCGAUUGGUAGACCAGCAAUCAUCCCAAUAUGACCUGGACCUACACGGAGUAACGGUUCCCAAUGCCAUCAGAAUCUCUCGGGAGCGUGUCAAUGCGUGGUGGCAAUCCCUGGGUGAUCUAAAGCAUGUCAGAGGCGGCGGCAAGCAUGUGCACGGCGGGUUCAAGAUCGUGGUGGGUGUCGGCAACCACAGUCGCGAUGGUGCCGCACGUAUUGGGCCCGCCGUGUACAGAACCCUGCAGAAUGAGGGUUGGAAAGUGGAAUGUGAUCGUGGCGUGUUGCUGGUGACCGGUUACCGUCGUUGA